GUAAAAAAAAUAAAAAGCAUGUGGAGAGCGUGUACAUCGCCGCAAUGGCAUUUAAGGCCUUGUUGCUAUCACAAAACAAAACAUUUUCUGUUCAAAAGAUUUCAGGGCGUUGUUGUGCUGCAAAUUGCCAGGCUGAGUAAUAACAACCCAUGGACAGACUCGAAUUCAGCGGGUAAAGUUGUGGUCAACUUGGAUGAAAAUACAGAACCAAUCAGAAUAUCCUGUGGUCAGUUCGCAAGAAUGGCAAGUGGUAGUGCUGUAGCAGAGAUUGGUGACACUGCAGUGAUGGCCACUGCAGUAAGCAAGUCUUCUCCACCCACUGCAGGUCAGGGAUUUAUGCCAUUAUCUGUUGACUAUAGACAAAAAGCUGCUGCUGCUGGAAGAAUACCCACAAACUACUUACGCAGGGAGCUAGGGCCAACAGAAAAAGAAACCUUAGCAAGCAGAAUGAUAGAUAGGUCCUUGAGACCCCUUUUCCCCAGAUCUUUUAAAACUGAAACUCAGAUUAUGUGCAAUUUAAUGUCUGUGGAUGGUCAACAUGAUCCAGAGAUUGCUAGUCUAAAUGCUGCGUCUGCAGCCUUGUUGUUGUCUGACAUUCCAUGGAAUGGUCCUAUGGGUGCUGUACGUAUUGGAUAUACAAACAAAGGCUUUGUUGUAAACCCAACUAGAAAACAACUGAUGAGCAGCAGAUUGAAUCUGAUUGUAGCAGCUGUUGAAAAUAAAGUUGUGAUGCUAGAUGGCUCAGCAGAUGUUCUUCCAUAUGGACUUUUCAAAAAUGCUGUACACCUAGGAGUGGAAAAGGUCAGACCAAUCCUAGCGGAGCUUAGGACAUUGCAGAAAAAUUUUGGAAAAAAGAAAAAGCCAAUUGUUAUUCCAUCUGAAGAUAUCAUCCCUCAGGAGAUGCGUGAUACCCUAAAAGUUAUAGCAGAACAAAAAUUACAUGGAAUUUUUACUGACAGCAGUCACAAUAAGUUUUCAAGAGAUAAGGCGGUCAAUGAUGUCAGAUAUCAAACUGUCAGAGCUAUGCAAGAUAUUUAUAAAGAAGCUUCACCAGUAACUCUUCAUGAAACUUUUAACCAAGUUUGUAAGGACAUAUUCAGAAAUAUAGUUCUUGAACAGAACAUAAGGUGUGAUGGCCGGCAGUUGAGUGACAUGCGUCCUGUUAGCUGUCAGGUAGACCUGUUCAAACCUUUGCAUGGUUCAGCAUUAUUUCAGAGAGGACAGACACAAGUGCUAUGUACAGUGACAUUUGAUUCCCUGGAAUCAGCAGCCAAAGUGGAUCCAAUUUCUGUGUUAACAGGGGGGCUGGCUGAGAAGAAUUUCAUGCUGCAUUAUGAGUUUCCUCCAUAUGCAACCAAUGAAACUGGCAAACAAGGUGUAGCUAACAGAAGAGAGCUUGGUCAUGGUGCCCUGGCAGAAAAAGCAUUGAGAACUGUACUACCAGAAGACUAUCCCUUCACAAUAAGACUUACUUCAGAAGUCCUUGAAUCAAAUGGAUCUUCAUCUAUGGCCACUGUCUGUGGGGGUAGUCUGGCUUUAAUGGAUGCAGGAGUACCUAUAUCUGAACCUGCUGCAGGGGUAGCUAUUGGUGUAUUCACAAACUAUAAAGGUGAUGAUGCAUCCAGUGAUCUUAAUGAAGACAGCAAGGAACAAACAGGACAAGAUGAGAAGCACUGUUUACUUACAGACUUAGUAGGCAUAGAAGAUUAUAUGGGUGAUAUGGACUUUAAGAUGGCAGGCACAAAGUUUGGUGUCACAGCUAUACAGGCAGAUGUCAAAACACCUGGUCUUCCUACAGAUGUGAUGAUUGAAGCAACGGAUGAAGCACAGGUUGCAAUUAAAAAACUUUUGGACAUCAUGGCUGAGACCCUCCCAACAUACAGGUCACAGAAAAAGGAAAAUGCUCCUGUUACUGAAAAAUUGGAGAUACCCUUGUCCAAAAGAGCAAAAUUUGUAGGUCCUGGGGGAUACAAUAUAAAAAAAUUAAGGUCUGAAACAGGUAUAACAGUUUCAAGUGUUGAUGAGACAACUUUUCAAUUAUUUGCCCCUAAUAAAGAUGCCAUGGAAGAGACCAAAGAAAUGAUAGACAAACAGCUGAAAAGUUCUAAAGAACCAGAUCUAGAGUUUUCUGCUGUUUAUACUGCCAAAAUUGUGGAAGUAAGGAAUAAUGGUGUGUUGGUACAAAUACACCCAAUGCUGGAACCAGCCUUACUACAUAACUCUCAGCUUACAAAACGGAAGAUACAACAUCCAAGUGUCUUAGGUUUAGAAGUAGGACAAGAAAUAAGUGUGAAGUACUUUGGAAGAGAUCCAGUGUCAGGAAAAAUGAGAUUGUCAAGGAAAGUUAUAUACUCCACACCCAGUAGUGUGCCCAGAGACAUAAGUGGAAGUUCUAAAGAACAAGCAAGUUCUGAAGAACAACCAAACUUUGCAAAUGGAUUAGAUACAGAUAAUGUUGAAGAUCAAAUAAGUGAUGAAAAAAUGGACAGCUGAUAAGAUGUCCAUCUCAUGCAUAUUUAGGAGUGAUUCCCCCAUGCUCAAAAAAGAAAAGAUACAGUGUAUGUGCUUGUAAAUAGCGAAGAGAGUAUAAGUACUUGUGGGUGUUUUUGAUCACCAUAUUUGAAACUGAUUGCAUGUUUUAGAACUAACGUGUGCAUACCUUUGACCCCUUUGUUCUGUGCACUGUCUGUGACCACUUCUAAAAAUUGCACUGAUGUAGUUUAAUUGCUUCCAGCCUAAAGAUUUCUAUUGCUAUCUGCAAAUGGCUCCAUAAAGACGACCUCCAAUUUUAAAUGUGCUUUCAACUAUUUGAUUUUAGUAUAAUUUGAUGUUUAAGGUUAAACUAUAGUGCGCAUAAAGAGACUAAUUGAAACAAACUUAGAAAUUGA
This is a messenger RNA of Lingula anatina, 2888 nucleotides long. Its product is annotated as polyribonucleotide nucleotidyltransferase 1, mitochondrial-like. Lineage: Eukaryota; Metazoa; Brachiopoda; Lingulata; Lingulida; Lingulidae. Gene Ontology annotation, cellular component: cytosol; mitochondrion. Gene Ontology annotation, biological process: mitochondrial RNA 3'-end processing; mitochondrial mRNA catabolic process. The record is from RefSeq and is a predicted model, not a curated record. Gene Ontology annotation, molecular function: 3'-5'-RNA exonuclease activity; polyribonucleotide nucleotidyltransferase activity; RNA binding.